Panicum hallii is the source of this 561-nucleotide messenger RNA. Its product is annotated as UDP-glycosyltransferase 87A2-like. The transcript is spliced from 3 exons. Lineage: Eukaryota; Viridiplantae; Streptophyta; Magnoliopsida; Poales; Poaceae. The record is from RefSeq and is a predicted model, not a curated record. Bases 1 to 561 code for a protein of 186 amino acids.
AUGGCCUUGGCAGUCACCAGCCACGCCGUGCUGUGCCUGCUGUGCCUGUGCCGGCUGCUGGCCGCGCGCAGUGGCUCGGUCUGCUCGGCACAAGAAACUGCCUACACUCGAGACAAUUGGCAGCUUCCUCUCGGUGUCACCCUCCCAGCUGCAAGCGAUGUGAAGUUCUUGUGGGAGCACUCCGAGGCGAACGGUGACAGCAAUGGCAUACACGUGCCGUGGUGCAACCAGCUGAAGGUGCUGUGUCAUUGGGGGGAUUCUUCAUUCUUGAUACACUGCGGCAUGACCUCCGUCUUUGCUGGGUGCCAACUGCCAAUGGAUCAACCAACCGAUAGCCGUCAUAUCUUUGAUGUGUGGAAGAUUGGGUUCAGUCUCAAGGAGAAGAUGCGAUCUGACGGGCUCAUUGGAACAGAGGAAAUGGAGAUUGUGCUGGCUGUCAAGAAUCUGAUGAGUGUGAAUGCAUCAGACAGCAAGGAAAUGAGGAGAGGAGCAAAUUCACUGAAAGGAGCUUCUCACAGAGCAAUUGAAGAGAGGGGAUCUUCGUGUGGCGAGUACUUGUGA